This is a messenger RNA of Eruca vesicaria subsp. sativa (arugula), 963 nucleotides long. NCBI's taxonomy places the organism in Eukaryota, Viridiplantae, Streptophyta, Magnoliopsida, Brassicales, Brassicaceae. The record is from the annotation of a GenBank genome assembly.
AUGGAUAAUCUUCCCGGAGGUUGUAAGAGCAGGGAGGAGCUCUCGGCAUACGUAAGAUUUUCAUCAACCCUAAGAAUUAAACGUAAGAGUCAAGAAACCUUUUUCACUAGUCUCUCUCUGUUUCAGAUUCAUCGCAGAAUCGAAGAAUGCAUGAAACAAGACAAGAACAAGGAAGAAACUAUGAAACAUCUAAUGGAUCAUUAUCAAAUCACACCUGAUAUGACCAGCAUAGUUUGGGAUAUUCUUGAAGCAACGUAUCCAGAGGAAUUCAGAGCCCACUAUGAAUCUUGCGAGGCUUAUCGGAGGAUCCGUGAAGCUUCAGUAAUACACAGCUACCAACUUAUACCGAGGUGGUUCAGGGAUAAAAGAGAGAUACAAUAUCAGCAACGUCGCUGUAGUAUCAAGAGAUAUAAUGAUGAUGCUGUAACAUCACAAGAACCUCAAGAAUCUGCCUUGUUACCUAGAGAUUUUAAGAGCGUGGAGGAGUUCUCAUAUUACGUUCAUGGAAAGAUCAUGGAGUGUAUGCGUAAUUACAAGAGUAAGGAAGAGACUGUAAAACAUCUAUUGGAUCGAUAUCAAAUAACACCUGAAUCGACCAACGAAGUGUGGGAUCGUCUUGAACAAAGAUAUCAACGUAACUUCAAAUCUUACUAUGAAGCUUGCGAGAAGAAGCGGAAGUUACGUGAACAAGAAGCACCAAAAGUAACAGCUACUGCUCAGACCACAGCAGAAACUAGAUCUUGUUCGACAUCAUUGGCCAGUAAGACACGUACACUGAAGAGCUUAAAGGAUAUAAAGGUCAUGAUAAAGCUAGAGAAACAACUUACAUGUCCUCCUGUAGUGGAGACUGGUCAGUCAUCACAAGUGCCUCGUUUGGGACCAGAUGCUCAAGCUAAUGGACCGAAGGACAUGAAUUUGGAGCAGCUUCUUCUUCUGCUGAAUCUUUCAAAAGGCGGUGCAUGA